Messenger RNA from Cotesia congregata, 1743 nucleotides. The record is from the annotation of a GenBank genome assembly. NCBI's taxonomy places the organism in Eukaryota, Metazoa, Arthropoda, Insecta, Hymenoptera, Braconidae.
AUGGCAGCGGCCGACUCAUCAACCGACGACAGUCUUUAUCCAAUAGCCGUUUUAAUUGACGAACUGAAGAAUGAGGAUGUACAGUUGCGUUUAAAUUCAAUAAAAAAACUUUCAACAAUAGCAUUGGCACUUGGAGCUGAAAGAACUCGUAGUGAGUUAAUGCCAUUUCUUACUGAAACUAUUUACGAUGAAGAUGAAGUAUUACUAGCACUUGCUGAGCAACUUGGAUCAUUCACACCACUUGUUGGUGGUCCUGAUUAUGUUCAUUCGGUAGAAGAGACAGUAGUGCGUGACAAAGCUGUGGAAUCACUCCGAAACAUUGCAAGCCAGCACAGCCCGACGUACUUGGAAGACCAUUUCGUACCAUUGGUCCAGCGUCUCGCUUCUGGAGACUGGUUUACGUCUAGAACUUCAGCUUGUGGGUUGAUAAGUGUGUGUUACCCACGUGUGAGUCCAGCGACGAAAGCAGAGCUGAGGAAUCAUUUCCGCAACUUGUGUCAAGAUGACACUCCGAUGGUACGUCGUUCAGCGGCUUCCAAGCUUGGGGAGUUCGCUAAAGUCGUCGAGAUUGAGUAUCUGAAGGCCGAUUUGAUUCCAAUGUUUGUUGUCUUGGCACAAGAUGAGCAGGAUUCAGUACGCUUGCUAGCUGUUGACGCAUGUGUUAGCAUUGCUUCUCUCCUUCAACAGGAAGACGUCGAGCAGUUGGUAAUGCCAACACUACGUCAAUGUGCCGGUGAUCAGUCGUGGCGAGUUCGUUACAUGGUUGCUGAUAAAUUUACUGAUCUCCAGAAAGCAGUAGGCCCAGAAAUAACAAAAUCUGAUCUAGUUCCAGCAUUCCAAGUUCUUUUAAAAGACACAGAAGCUGAAGUUAGAGCAGCAGCUGCUGAAAAAGUCAGAGAAUUUUGUCAAAAUCUUGAUCAGUUCAACCAAGAAAAUAUUAUUAUGACAAAUAUAUUACCUUUUAUAAAAGAACUCGUAGCUGACCUUAAUCAACAUGUUAAAUCUGCGUUAGCUGGUGUUAUUAUGGGACUUAGUCCUAUUUUAGGCAAACAUAAUACUAUUGAACAUUUGCUACCACUUUUCUUGAUGCAACUUAAAGACGAAUGCCCAGAAGUACGUCUUAAUAUUAUCAGUAACCUAGACUGUGUAAAUGAAGUGAUUGGUAUCCAACAACUGUCUCAGUCACUUUUACCAGCGAUAGUCGAACUCGCUGAGGACAGCAAAUGGCGAGUACGUCUCGCGAUAAUCGAGUACAUGCCGCUGCUAGCUGGACAAUUGGGCGUCGAAUUCUUUGAUGAAAAACUAAACUCUCUGUCAAUGAACUGGCUUGUUGAUCACGUCUACGCAAUCAGAGAAGCUGCUACGCUUAAUUUAAAGAAGCUGGUUGAGAAAUUUGGUCCCGAGUGGGCUUCUAAUACUAUUAUUCCAAAAGUUUUAAACAUGUCACGUGACCAAAAUUAUUUACACCGUAUGACGUGCUUAUUCUGUAUCAAUGUAUUGGCUGAAGUAUGUGGUCCAGAUAUAACAACAAAAGUAAUGCUCCCAACAGUUGUUGCAAUGGCUAAUGACAAUGUAGCAAAUGUAAGAUUUAACGUAGCAAAAACAUUACAACGUAUCGGGCCUUAUCUAGAACCAAGUGCAGUACAGACGCAAGUCAAACCAGUACUUGAUAAACUUAAUACAGAUUCAGAUGUUGACGUUAAAUAUUUCGCUUCCGAAGCUAUUGCAGGAAUCGCAGCGUAG